This is a messenger RNA of Callorhinus ursinus (northern fur seal), 3111 nucleotides long. It is a transcript of the gene DDX52, whose product is annotated as DExD-box helicase 52. NCBI's taxonomy places the organism in Eukaryota, Metazoa, Chordata, Mammalia, Carnivora, Otariidae. The record is from RefSeq and is a predicted model, not a curated record. Gene Ontology annotation, molecular function: RNA helicase activity; ATP binding; nucleic acid binding. Gene Ontology annotation, biological process: maturation of SSU-rRNA. Gene Ontology annotation, cellular component: cytosol.
UGGGGGAGGAAGUUCUCUGCGCAGGCGUCCUGGGACCGCGGUGCUUUCUGGGUAAAAAUGGAUGCUCACGAUCUCUUUCGCCGGCUUGGUGUCGGGGCCAAAUUCGACGUGAGACGUUUCUCUGCGGACGCAGCGCGAUUCCAGGUAGGAAAAAGGAAACAUGACUUUGAUUCUCCAGAGGUGCUGCACAGACGGGACUUCUUUGGAAACAAGAAGUCUGCUCCAGGUGAGUGUGGAGCAUCAAGAACUCAUCAGGAGCUUAAAGAUGAAGAGAAAAAAGAAGAGAGCCUAACUGAAAAGAAGAGGGAACAGAGCAAGAAAAAGAGGAAAAUGAUGAUGUCAGAAAUUACUUCUCAAGAAGAAGGUUCUACUAUACAGUGGAUAUCAUCUAUAGAAGCAAAGAUUGAAGAUAAAAAAAUUAAAAGAGAUAAUAAACUAACUUCAGGAAAGUUGGAGAAUCUCAGAAAAGAAAAGAUAAACUUCUUCCGGAAUAAACACAAAAUUCAUGUCCAAGGAACUGAUCUUCCUGACCCAAUUGCUACAUUUCAGCAACUUGACCAGGAAUAUAAAAUCAAUUCUCGACUGCUUCAGAACAUUCUAGAUGCAGGCUUCCAGAUGCCUACACCAAUCCAAAUGCAAGCCAUUCCAGUUAUGUUGCAUGGUCGAGAACUUCUGGCUUCUGCUCCUACUGGAUCUGGAAAGACUUUGGCUUUUAGCAUUCCCAUUUUGAUGCAACUAAAACAACCCACAAAUAAAGGCUUCAGAGCUCUGAUUAUAUCACCAACACGAGAACUUGCCAACCAGAUUCACAGAGAGUUAGUAAAAAUCUCGGAGGGAACAGGUUUCAGGAUACACAUGAUCCACAAAGCAGCAGUGGCAGCCAAGAAAUUUGGACCUAAAUCAUCUAAGAAGUUUGAUAUUCUUGUGACUACUCCAAAUCGACUAAUCUAUUUAUUAAAGCAAGAUCCUCCAGGAAUAGAUUUAACAAGUGUUGAGUGGCUGGUAGUAGAUGAAUCAGACAAACUGUUCGAAGAUGGCAAAACUGGGUUCAGAGACCAGCUGGCUUCCAUUUUCCUGGCCUGCACAUCGCAUAAAGUCAGAAGAGCUAUGUUCAGUGCAACUUUUGCAUAUGAUGUUGAGCAGUGGUGCAGACUCAACCUGGACAAUGUCAUUACUGUAUCCAUUGGAGCAAGGAAUUCUGCAGUAGAGACUGUAGAACAAGAGCUUCUCUUUGUUGGGUCUGAGACUGGGAAACUUCUGGCCAUGAGAGAACUUGUUAAAAAGGGUUUCAAUCCACCUGUUCUUGUUUUUGUUCAGUCCAUUGAAAGGGCUAAAGAACUUUUUCAUGAGCUCAUAUAUGAAGGUAUUAAUGUAGAUGUUAUUCAUGCAGACAGAACACAGCAACAGAGAGAUAACACAGUCCACAGCUUCCGAGCUGGAAAAAUCUGGGUUCUUAUUUGUACAGCCUUGCUGGCCCGAGGGAUUGAUUUUAAAGGUGUGAACUUGGUGAUCAACUAUGACUUUCCAACCAGUUCAGUGGAAUACAUCCACAGGAUAGGUCGAACUGGAAGAGCAGGGCAUAAAGGAAAAGCUGUUACUUUUUUCACUGAAGAUGAUAAACCAUUAUUAAGAAGUGUUGCCAAUGUUAUACAGCAGGCCGGAUGUCCUGUGCCAGAAUACAUAAAAGGUUUCCAAAAACUACUAAGCAAACAAAAGAAAAAGAUGAUUAAGAAGCCAUUGGAAAGGGAGAGCAUUAGUACAACUCCAAAAUAUUUCUUAGAAAAAGCUAAGAAUAAACAGAAAAAGGUCACUGGUCAGAACAGCAAGAAGAAAGUAGCUCUUGAAGACAAAAGUUAAAAACGGACUUUUAAAAAGACUGUAUCAGAAAUGGAAUUUUAUGAUCCCAGCAUGAGUGUUGUUUUCAUGAAAUACUUCAAAUCCUGUAAUCACCUGUAACAUUUGAAAUCAACUACAAGAACGUGAGACUGGUGAAAAAUGAUGCUUAAACUAUCAAUGCAUCAUGUCAAAUUUCAAUUUGUAGGUGACUUUUAAAUGAUUACACAAUGGAAAUAACAUUCAUUCACAUUUCUGUGGUGUGAAUCCAGAGAGAUACUUCUUAUAGAAGAACAAAAGCUUAUGCUAAAAUUAACAACACCCAAAUGUGAACUCUAAAGGAUUUUUUCCGUCAGUGUGAAGGAAGGUGUGAUGUAUGCUGUGGAGAGGCAUCUGGAACCAAAUUUCAAAAUGAAGCCUUGAGAUUAAAUGCCCCUUUUCACCACCACCCUCACUUUUUUUUUUUUUUUUGAAUGGACAAGAAGCAGCACAGGCUGUCUACCAAGAAGAGACCUAUUGCCCUCUUUAUUUUACUAUUUCUUAAUUUGUUGAUGGCCUUUUGUGGUAAUGAGCCACAACAAAGAGCCUCUUCUGUGACUGGUUACUCAAGUUCCCUAGGAUUUUAAAUUCGUUGGUCUAUUAAAUAUCCUUAUACCUCAUCGGUAAAAGAGCUCAUACCUUACCCUUCAUAAUGUUGCAGCUACAAGAUUAUGGUCAGCCUCUCUCUUUCUUCCAUUUUCCAUCAUUUAAUCAUGCUCCCCGUCUCUUUCCAUUCAGGAUGACUUUGCUCAAAAACUGAUAAACACUUUAUCCUGAUAAGGAAGAAUGUUCCUGUUACUUGAUACGCCUGCGGCUGCAUUCUCUUACAGCUUGUCUUUCCUGAGGCUUUAUGGCCCUGCAUCCAUUUAGUAAACAGGUCUCUGCCAAAGGUAAAGAGUCAAGCUUAUACAGUGACGGAGACUAUUCACUAUUAGCAGAUUUUUCUUAGUUGCUAGUUUUUGUACAGUUGGAAUAAAAAAUUGACUUCAUACAUGUAAGGUACUUAGAAUGGCACCUGACAUGAAGGUAGUUACUGCCAAUACUACUACAAUACUGUAAUGUAAACUUAUCUUAGCAGCAUUUGAAUUAAACAUAUUAAUUUCCUUUAUUCUCAGCCUUUUAUUCUAAUGUCAGGACAGACAGACUCCAACUUGAAUAUUUUAAAUGAGACAAAUUGUUCAUCUUCAGAAUUUAUGUAAAUAGAGACCGUUUGCUACAAGGUACAAAAAAUACAUACAA